Cuscuta epithymum is the source of this 1809-nucleotide messenger RNA. NCBI's taxonomy places the organism in Eukaryota, Viridiplantae, Streptophyta, Magnoliopsida, Solanales, Convolvulaceae. The record is from the annotation of a GenBank genome assembly.
AUUCCAUACACCCACAUCUUAUCUUCAUCUCUCUAAAAUAUGGAUCUAGACGGGAUGUAAGGUUUUACAAUGAGCCAGGAUAGAUCAUGGAUGUAUAAAAGGCUUGCAAGACGUGGAGUUCUAAAUGAAGAUUUUAAGGAAGGAGUUGCCGGAUUUAUCCAAAGUGCGGUAAACUUAUAUCCAAAUGGUGUUAUUGCAUGUCCUUGUAGAAAGUGCAAGAACAAAAAGUGGAUGACAUGGGAUAUUGUUAAGCAACAUUUAUUUGAAAAGGGUUUUGUGGAAGAUUAUUAUGUAUGGGAGGCACAUGGGGAGCCACAUAAUUCAAAUGGAUUAGUUUAUUUGAAUGAAAGUAGCUCAUCAAAUUUUAACAUCUUUCUUUGACUUUCAGAUUUGAAAAAGUUAACUUGGUCAAUCCAAACUCAAAUUUGACAUUGUUUAUCAUGAAUGAUAACAAAAAAUUGAAUGCUAUUCGACCAACAGUUCAUGGAGACCAGGCCAUCUGGGAUGGAAAGACGGAUGGCAAUUAUGAACUUUUGACUGUUUUAGUGCUUUCAAACUAAUAGGUGGGAUUAAUGAUAUUAACUUUUCCCUUUUUUAGUGAUUUCAAUUGUUUUAAGUAAAUUUGACAGUUUGUGUGUAUAAGCUUUUGCCUGAGGAAAGUAUGAAACUGAUUUCAUUUAGUGUUUUACACUUUUAAUCUGUUUUGAUUCAUUGGUGAAUGAAUUUUGUGUUUGACAGAAUUCUUAAGUACAAUUUGCAUCCAGCAAGCCAAAGAAGUGAUUUCUAUAUAUGCUAUUUUUGUGUUUGACAGUUUUGGAACUCCCUGGAUCGCUAUAUAGUCACAUAACAAGUGUAACAUAUAGAAGUUUUGUUGUAAAAAAAUACCCUGCACAGAACUUUUGUUGUUUGUUUUUUGCAGGUUUACUUAUUUUGUGGUUCCAAAAUAUCAAUGUGGCUUUGAUAUUUUGUAGGUCUACAAAAUGUGGCAAAACUCUGUAAUAUUUGUAGCUUCUAUUGGUAGCUAUGGCUAAAAUAGAAUGUGGCAUAUGGUAGCUUCUAUUGUUAAAUUUAUUUGUAGGUGUACUUAUGUUUGUUAGUUUUUAUAUGUAUAGGAGGCUUUGAGUAAAUUGUACGAUGUUUGUCAAGAUGAUAGCCCACAACAAUCUGAACCUUCAAGUCAAGAGGAAAGCUCUACAACACCUAAUAUCUCUUCAGCUAAGUUAUCUUCAAGAUACUUGGAAAUCGUUGGGUGCAACAAGAAAAGAGUUCUUGGAACGGGCAGUUAUUCAAAGGCUUUCCUUCAUCGAGUAAGUGUUUGUAAUGCAGAACACUCGUCUUCAUCAAGAGCUCGUCGGUUGCAUGAUUUUUGUGUUUUUUGGGAUGCACGCAUGAGGGAGUUCUUAAUUUCAGAAGGUGAUCAACUCCCCCCUGAAAUGCCAAUUGUGGAUGACAUUAUUCAAGACAAGGAACCCGACUCACAGCCCAAGAACUUUGAACAAACGUGGCUGCCAUUUUUGAAAUCAAUGGGGAUCGAUGCACCAAGUUUCUUUGCCACAUCAGAAUCCUCUAAAGACUCCAUGGACUCUCUUGAUGAAUAACUCUCUCAUUAGAUUUGUGUUAAGUUUGAUAUUAAUGUGUUUUUUUAAUGUUGCAUUUCACUAUGGAUUGAUGAAUGAUGAAUGAUGAAUGUUUAUUUAUUAGCAAGCUUUUGAUCAAUACAUAAAAUAUUAUGUGUUGAAAGUCUAUUAGAUGUUUUGUGAUUUGCAUUGAGAAUUUAGAUCUACAUUUUUUGGAAUAUAAAUCUUGCAA